Molecule: messenger RNA, 1016 nt
Organism: Poeciliopsis prolifica (blackstripe livebearer)
Lineage: Eukaryota; Metazoa; Chordata; Actinopteri; Cyprinodontiformes; Poeciliidae
Product: odorant receptor 131-2-like
Exons: 1
Coding region: 81-1016 (311 amino acids)
Biological process (GO): G protein-coupled receptor signaling pathway
Cellular component (GO): membrane
Molecular function (GO): G protein-coupled receptor activity
Source: RefSeq, a predicted model, not a curated record
AUACUCUUUCUGUGUCAACUGAAACUUACCGUUUUGCUACUGUUUUUCUGAAACUGGAACUAUUUGUUCACAGCAGCAAAAUGCAGAAUGGGACUGAACUUUCUGUCAAUGAAACUUCCUCAAAAAGCUUCUCUGUGAUCAUCAAGGUGUGUGUGGUGAUCCCGUUGUUCUGCGUCUUCCUGUGCUUCAUCGCCGUCAUGCUGCAGAUCUUUGCCUCUCACAGACAGUUUUUGGACACUUCCCGUUACAUCCUGUUUGCACACAUGCUGAUCAACGACACCCUGCAGAUCCUAUCCUCUGUGUUACUCUUCCUCUGUGUGAUGGGUCGGGUCAACUUACCUCUUCUGUUCUGUGUCCCUCUGCUCUUUGUAUCUACCGGUACCUUCCAGAACACCACUUUGAUUCUGGCUGCCAUGUCACUGGAGCGUUAUGUUUCCAUUUUCUACCCUCUGCAGCGCCCGGCCUCCUGGCGCUCAGACCGUAUCUGGAUCAUUACUCUGCCUCUGUGGAUCAUCAGCUUCACUUUCCCCAUUAUUGAGUUUUCCAUCGGGAAGUACAGUCCCAAUGUAGAUGUCCUCACUACAAACAUGCUUUGCAAAGCUACUGUUAUUAACUCAUCCCCGAUGCAGGGACUGUAUCGGCUUGCUGUUUCUGUGCUUUUCUUUGCAGUGGUAAGUGUUGUCAUCCUCUUCACCUAUGUGAGGAUUGUGAUGGAAACCAGGAAGAUGCGGCAGGACAGAGCUUCAGUGAGCAAAGCCAGGCACACUGUGCUGCUGCACGGCUUCCAGCUGCUGCUGUGCUUGCUGGCGUUUACUCAGCCUAUUGCUGAAACUCUCAUUGGACUCCACACAAACUGGCCGGCUGAGGAUGUCGCCUUUUUCAAUUAUUUCUGCUUCAUCCUGAUGCCUCGCUUCCUCAGCCCGCUCAUUUAUGGCUUCAGAGAUCAGAGUCUGAGAAAGCACAUUGGGAAAAGAUUCCUCUGCUGCUCACAGAAUAGAAAACUCUUUUUCAAAUAG